AUGCCCUACUACGUUGUUCCCUUAAUUUUGACUCUGGUUCUCAUUAUGGAAAGCAAAUGUGACAGUCCGCGAAGGUUUGGUUCGGUGAAUUUUUCUAUGAAUAAUUGUUCUGCAUCCAUUGAGAUCCUAAUUGGGUCAAACUAUAGCAAGUGGGAACAAGAUUUGGACUUCUCUUUGAGAAUUGCUGAUCUUGACUUAGCUUUGCGUGAGAGUAAGCCCACAAUUAAUGCAGACAACACACCUGAACAAAAAGAGCGUUUAGCUCAGUGGGAGAGGUCUGACAGGUUGAGCCUAAUCACUAUCAAGAGAACAGUCUCUGAACACCUUUUGAGUGGUCUUCCGGAGAAAGGUACAGCCAAGGAGUUUCUCACUGCUUUGGGAGAGAGGUACCAAGUAUCUGAUAACGCUGAGUCUAUAUGUCUAAUGAAACAGUUGACAAACAUGAGAUAUGACAAUGUUGGAGGUGUAAGGGAGUUCAUUAUGAAGAUGGUCCACGUUCAAACCAAGCUGAAAUCUCACCACAUUGACCUUAAUGAAGAAUUUAUUGUUGAACAUGCCUUAAAUUGCCUAUCUGCUUAUUUUACCCAAAUCAAAACUGCCCAUAAUACCAUUGGUGCAAAUUAG
Molecule: messenger RNA, 624 nt
Organism: Abrus precatorius (Indian licorice)
Lineage: Eukaryota; Viridiplantae; Streptophyta; Magnoliopsida; Fabales; Fabaceae
Exons: 2
Coding region: 1-624 (207 amino acids)
Source: RefSeq, a predicted model, not a curated record